CCUGCCUCCUGGGGAUAACGUGGAGCGGGCACGUGCACUCUUCUCUGUUAUGAGAACACGUGUAUGUGGAUGCCAGUUGUGCAGGUUAUCAUUUGAAAACUCAAUGAAAGGAUUCCAAAUGUCAAUAAAGUCAUCAACUGCUCUUGUGCUGCUCAGUGCUUGUACUCUCUUGUCAAUUUUUUCAGUAAGGCAAUUGUCCAUGCAGUUGUUUCCAGCGAAAAACAUGUAAACGUUCCAGUCUCUUCCAAUUCUGUGUCACCGAUAGGCGUGCUGCCACAAUAAGUGAUCAGUUAUCUGUAGUAAAGGUUAAGCUUUUUUCCUUGAAAGUGGUUAACAGUCCUAAACUUGGUGUGCACUGUACUUCUCCUGUGGUGUGUCUUAUUUAUAUGAACACCUUUUGCCAAAAAAGCUGUACGUAUUCUCUUGUCCACCCUAUGUGGAAAAUUGUACCAAUUGUGUUACAACCUUGCCAAUCCCAAGGUGAGAGUGAUUUAUUAAUACAGGUACAUUUCAGUGGGGUCAGAUGCCAUCUAUGUAAUAGCUUAAAUGUAUUCUCUCAUAUAUGAGUUGAGAGUGAUUCACCUUUCUUUUCUUUUCUUUUUUUGCCUUGCCUAUUCCACUCCAUCUCUUCAAUUUCAAUGCCUAAAUCAGAUUACCACAACUGUUUUACAGGAUCAUAUUGCCCAAUGUUAAUUUGUUGAGUAUUUUGUAGGGUAUAGAUAAAAAAAGGUUCGUCUGUUUUAUUGGGUUCAGAAUUAAUUUUCAAAUGGUGUCAAGUAUCUGGUGGCAUGUGUUGAGAGGUUAAGUCUGACCAUUGCAUUCUAUACCCUUAAUUUUGUGGCUACUUGGAGUAGUUUUUGUUAACUGUACCCUGAGCAGGGAGCAAUUUCACAUGGCAACCUGUUGUUCUUUAGUUGCUGUCUGCACCUGACCCACCCACUGAAAGUCUCAUUCCUCCUCCUCUCUCUUGCUUCUUUCCCACAUUGACAGAAAGCUGAGGAUUACGGCUACAGGCAGUCUCUGAUGGAGCGGCUGUGCAGACAGCUGGAUGCGCAGCUCCAGAAUAAAGUCAUUGACAGGCUUCCAGUCCUGCACUUGACCACUCAGUACAGGAUGCACCCCAAGAUCUGCCUCUUCCCUUCUAACUACGUCUACAACCGUGCCUUGAAAACUGACAUGUGCGUAGUCAUCUUUUUGUUAUUGAUUGUCUCACCUCAAGUCAAUAGACAUUGAAGGAGAGGAAGUAGACGAAUGAAUGUGGAUGAAUGAACCUGAAUGUGGACAAAGGUUCUACUUUAUCCUGGAUUUUUCAGAACCCCCAAGUCCAGUGAUGGGUUGGCUGUGCUCUCCAGAUGUUGCUGGAGUCCAGCAGACAUCAGCCAGCCAGAAGGGCUAUUGGUCAGGGAUGGGGAAACUUGUAGUCUAGAAACAUCUGGACAUACAUACAUCAUACCCAGUGUGUGUGUGUGUGUGUGUGAGAGAGAGAGAGAGAGAGAGAGAGAGAGAGAAUGUACCUGCUCAGGCACUACAGGUGAGUACUGAGGUGAAUGAGAAUUCUGUACAUGAUCAUAGGCAUCCAUCCUGACUCCUUCUGGCAACCUGAUUUGAUACUUAAACAAUAAUAAUCUUUCUUUCUAACCAUUUCUGAAAUGUUACUCUUGAAUUAUGUGCUCUUUGAUGCUUGUCUGGAUUUGUAUAGUGGCAAGUAGCUAUAUUUAUGCCAAGCUGCUGCUGCUGAGCUCUUUUUUUUUUAGUGAAAUUCUUAGAUCAGAGCUGGGAAACCUGUGUCCCUCUCGCUGCUUCUGGACUCCCAACAGCCCCAGUCAGGAUGUCCUGUUGGGGGGGGGGGAUACUGUCCAGCACCACCUGGAGGGCCAGGGUUUCCCCAUCCCUGUGGUGUACAAAAGUGCAGUAGUCUGUCCAUAAUCUCCCUGCUGGAUGAAGCCAAGGGUCCAGUUUAUUUAUUCAUUGUGUUUAUAUCCCACCUUUUCCUCCAAGGAGCUCAAGGUGCUGUACAUGUUGUCCUUCUCCUCUUUUAAUUCCCACAACCGCCCUGUGAGGUAGGCUGGGCUGAGAGGCAGUGACUGGCCCACGGCCACCCACUUUCGUGGCUGAGCAGGGAUCUGAAGCCUGGUCUCCCAGCUCCUAGUCCAACACUCCAGCCACUACACCUCACUGCCUCCAGAUGCUUCUAGGAAACCCACAAGCUGGGCACCUUGUCUUCAGAGGUGGACUGCCUCUGCAUGUGGAGAUUGCGCACUCCUUGCAGCCGCAGACAAGCCUCUCCUCCACUCACCAUCUCCCCUGCUCUCUGGAACACCUGACCAGUGACCUUCACUCCUUCAUCUCUACCACCCUCAGUGGCCGGAAGGCCUCCUGUUCCUUUGAACAACUCCCCUGAUACUUCCUUGCUGACCCUUUGUGUCUGGAACACCCUCUCCAAGAACACUUGCAGUGCGCCAUGACCCUCCCUAUCUUCCUUCAAAAGUGAUGUCGCUGGUGAGGCCUUUCAUUUGAGGCCUUCCCUGCUGCUGAAGAACACUUGGGCAGCCAUUCCUUGCUGGACUUGCCUGCACUUACUUAUUUCAUAAAAUAAAAACCUCUCUCCCUCUGUUGUUUCCCUGUUGUUAAAAUGUACAGUGUAGGCUCCCUGGGGCAGAGACCUCUCUUCUUGGAUGAUGAUAGUAAAGUGUAUGCAGAUUGAUAUCUCAGUACAAAAAUACCCCCCCCCAUCAUUUCUUUAUGCAACAGCAGUGUGUGAAAUACAGGAUAUAUUCCCAUUUUAAAGAAGGGCCAAGUGAGGUUCAACAGCCCACUCAGUGACUCUGGUAACCUCUCCAGUCUACAUCUGCUGUUGUCUUGUGAUGUGUCAACUGGGGUGCCUCUGCUGGAAAUUCUAGGGCUCAGGUGCAAUCCUUGGGGUGGUCAAGUGUGUGGGCCAUUGUCCACAAGUCACAGUUGUCUGUUAGAGCCCCCGUUGGUCUCUGGCCGCAUUCUUGCAGCCACCUGCGAUGCCCAUAAGGGAAUUCAGGAGAGGAGAGGUUUGUGGUCCCACAAUAGUCUUUGCAGGGGGUGAGGGCAGGCCUAGGCCAUGUGAGCUUCGUCACUGCAGCUCUCUUACUGCAAUGAACUUCCCAUUCCUGACGCUGGCAAAAUGGCUUCUCUGAGGGAGCUUCCGCUGUGUCUCACUGGGGGAGAGGAGAAAUGGAGCACCAAACCCCUCCCCUCCCUGGCAGGCAAUGGGUUUGGUGCUCUCAGAUGUGACCUGGCAGAAUUGUUGGCCCCACGGAGGGCUGAUGGGGUGAAAUCAGGCAAACAGGGCUACACUUCUUUUGGUUUUCUUUACAGGUUUAGGUUUUUCCUGUUUUUUUAAGAAGGAGAAAAAGGUCACAGCUGCGCUAAUGGUGCCUUUCUGUUUUGCAAGUCACCUUUGGAAUGAAUAAAAUAUUCAGGCACAGUUUUGAAAUAUUAACGAGAGUUUUCACAUGAAUCACAACAAAUAAUAUUAAUCCGCCAAUGGUUUGUGCUGCAGGGGUGUGUGUGUGUGUGGCCAAGGUCUAAAGCUGGUUCCCACCACCAGCCCACUUCCUUUCCACCUGGGGGGUGGUGGUGGAAGGGCACUCUGUGCUUGGAAGCCACAUGGGGGGGGGUGUAGCUGAAAUUGCAAAAGCAGAUCAUGGACUGACUUCUAAGAUUUAUGCCCCAAGCUUCUCACUUUGCUCUCAAAUGAUGUCCAAUAAAGGAGGCACCCAAGGAACAAUUAAAUGAAAUGAUAAUUAAAGCUAUCGAUAAACAACCAUUUUGAGUGUUUUAAAUAUACCUUUAUGAAAGGUAUUUCAUAAAGAACCUAUGAGGGAGGCAGAGAGAAGCUAAAAUAUUGCAAAGCAAGGGAAAAAACCAUGUAUAAAUGAACAUCACUAAUAAAUAUUCACCACUAACGAAAUUGAUCAAAAUCAGGGCCUCCAAUAAAAAAUGUAAAGCAGAAACAUGGCAGCAGGGGGUUGUCUCUACUCAGAGGAGGCCCACUGAAAUUAUACAUAGACAUGGAAACCUUGGUAGGAAUGCCUGCAACCUUUUAGUAGUGCACUUACAAAUGGAUUUCUAAUGCCCUUGAAACUUCAACUGGGAUUUAGUGAAGCCCACGGGGGUCAGCUAGGAGGACACGGGGGGGCACUGCCCAUCCUGAGCCAGCUUCACCUGUGGCUUGUUUUGCCCCCUCCAGGUUCCUGAAGAGUCUGCAGCGUCUGAAUGUCACCCUCACCCGAGCCAAGUACAGCCUCUUCAUCCUGGGACACCUGAAGACGCUCAUGGUACGUGGAAGAAGGCGUAAAGUCUCUCUCUGGAUAUAUACGUCAGCUCUCCUUGUAGAGAAAAGCGGGACUUGGAAGGCCAGUGGUGGUGCCCUGGCAGUGCGGGGGGGCUUGGCCCAAGGCCCCCCCUCCCAUCGCCUCCCAAAGCCAUAAAUCAAGCCUACUUCAUAGGGUUGUUUGGAGGAGCAGGGUGCCAACAGGCCCAGUACGCUGUGUCUAUAGGUGAUGCCCUCCGCCUGCCCUUGAAAAGGGGGCACAGAUUUGCUGCUCUGGCUGUGGCAGGUGAGAACUGCAGUUCAAAGCUUCGGGAGGGAUCCAGGCUGGCCAGAGGUGUUGUAGACAAUUCAAUCUUUUGAAUCUGCGGGGUUGGGGAAAAUGUUGGGCCACAUUUAUUCAUUCAUUUAUUGAAUUUAGGUCCAGCCCUCAAGAGCCCAGGGCGGUAAACGUAUUAGACACAAAACAAUGGUUUAAAGAGCCUUCUAAGAAGAGCUACAGUUCUAAACCUCUUUGGAAAAGACAUUCUCUCAUCCCGUAUCCAGUGUCCUUCAGCCACCGAAGGCACCUGUGUAAACAAACAGGUUUUCAAACUCCUCCUGAAAGGCAACAAUGAGGGAGACAGGUGCAGCUCCCCAGGGAGGGGGCCACCACAAAGAGGGAGCUACCACUGAGAAGGCCCUGUUGGGGGGUCCAGUGCCAUCUCAAUUUUGUCCCUGCUUGUGGGCGCCCAGAGGAACCUGAAACUCGGGUUUCAUAGAUUGUAAAACUUACGUUACUUUAGCUCUUUCACCAGUUGAUCUUAGACUGGCAGUAUGGUAUUCCAGAGCUAAGGAAGUUGUGGGCUGAACUCCCAUCACUCCUGACCAUUGAACACUGUGGUUUUUCAUGCAAGGCCAAGCAUGGCAUUUCUGGGAGGUGUUUGUGAGAUGCUGUAAGGGCCGGGGAUCCUGCAGCCCUGCAGGUGUGCGAUGCACAGCAGGGUGGUGAGAGAUGGAGUUCAGCAACUUCUGCAGGGCCACAAAGGUUCCCCACUCCUUCCUCUGUGCUAGUAUGCCAGCUGUGUGCAGGGGAGCGUUGGUUCUAAGCAUAGAAAGGGAUGCCAUCCUCUGCCAUGCUGGUUGCCUCUGUCCCAUCAGACUCCUGUCCUGCCAGUUGUCUCCCAGGGAGGCGCUUGGGCUGGGAGUGAGCCCAGUCGGGGGAUAAAGCAGCUGGCAUGGGGGACUCCCCUCUUUCCAUCCCGGCACUUUCCUGCAUGAGGUCACAAUUACUCCCAUACUGGGCGCAAAGUCUUCAUAUGGUCCUUUUUCCCAGCCUUGUACCAUAACGACUUUGCCACUAGAGGGCCUCCAAUCCAGGUUUGUCCAUUGGAAGGCCUGGCAAUGAUGGUUUGCUCCUGUAAAGUUCAGAGUUGUGAACGGAUUCCUGUUAAACACUCGUUUCCCUGCUGCUGCUUGUUUUGUAACUACAGUGAGGAGGGAAGGAUCCUUAUAGCCCGAGUAUGGGCAUAUUGGAGGGAUCCUCUGUUGUGUGUUCACAAACCACUGUUUACCAGUGGGUGCAAUCCAGAGGAAGUUUGUCCUCCUUUCUCCUGACACCCAUUAUUAGUGGUCUCUAGUGUUUUAGAUUAAUUCAGCCAGCCUUAGAGGAAGGGUGAAGAACACUUUUCAGGCCAAGGCCCCCAUUUCCCCCAAGCUGAAAGCUGUUGAGAGGUGCACUCCAAAAGCUCAAGACCGACACAGUCAGACUCCCACUUUCCUGCAGCACAGCAGAGAAUCAAUAAAUCGCCACCGACCCUUGCUAGUCUCCUGUCCUAAUAAUUCAUCGGUUGUUGUUGUUUAAUCCCUUUGUAGUAAAAUUAAAAUUGGAAUGCCUUGAUUCAGGAUGCUCAGAAAAGAGGUUCCUUUAUCAAGACCUGAAAUGCCAUGUCAACAGUAUUCCUUGCUUUGCAUGUAGUGCUAAGAAGAUCCUGAAGUCUCUGCCAGUACAGCAGAGACUGGAGAAAGCCAUGUGAGGGCCGGUGAGUGUGGCGGCUGAGUCACAUGAAGCUCCUGGGCAACAUUCUCUCAAGUGAUGGAGGACAACACAGCAAUAAAAGCACGGUAACAUUUUUUUGGGGGGGGAUAGAACCCCCAAGCCAUGAAAUAAACGUUGUUUUCACAGUAUGUUUUGCUCUUUCUGAAUGUUUUUCUUAUAACAGUGUGUUUGCUGGCAGGGUGGUGUUGAGCUCUGAGAUGAUUCUUAAUAGACAGCAGUUUACUUCAGCAGCUGUUUCCCUCAUACACUCUUGUGUCCACCUUGUGUAGCAGCCUCUGUGGCCUUAUGGCUGAUGGAUGUGCCAUCAUUGGCUCCUUCACAGCAUUCUUGCAUUUGAGGCCACUUUCAAGUAAUCUUGCCCCUUUCCUCUUUAACAAUGCACACACUUCAGAGUGGGCUUUCAAUCCUGGGCUGAGAUUUUUAUUCAUCUGUAGGGUAGUUGAAUAUGAUUAUAGCUACUUAAAUUCCACCAGCCAACACUCAAUUUUAAAAGGGUUGGACGAUUUAGAGCUACAGUUCUUGAAAUUUGCUCGCAGACCAUAAUCUUGAUUAUUUAUUUUUAAAGGGUCCCCAUUUUCUCCUUUGCCUGUGCGCUUUGAGUUUCUCUCAACUUUCCACCAUCUCAUUAAAAUGUGUUUUGGUCCAAGGUAAGCUGCCCAGACUUUAUUUACAAAUAUGUAGAUAUGCCUGGUUUCUCUUAGCUCUGAAUACUCAAUUCUUAACAUGCAGCUAAAUAUGGGGACUGAUUCUAUUGAAAAAGAUCAAUUGGUUGUAUCCAUGUAAGUUAUACUUGAGUAAACCUAUUGAAAAUAAUGGAUCUAAUAAUGGUCAUUGUUUUCAACGGGUCUACUCUGAGUAGGGCUAGGAUUGGAGACAUCUCAUUAUGUCUGUGAUGUGGUGAAGGCUUCUCCUGUGGUAUUUUGAUCUGUGAUGACCUAUUCACACACAUGACUUCUGGAUGAUAUGGAAGUCCAAGAGAUGAGUGUUUGUGUGUAAACCAGCACUCAGCUAUCUUGUUCCAUGGCAGCUGAAUGGCUUUCACAAGGACUCCUCUUGGAAUAAGUUGUCUGGGGAAUUUGACUUAAAACUCAUCUCAAGCUAGGAAGGGGAUGGAGAGAGAGGAAAAAAUGAAUCCUGGAAUUUUAUACAAAAUGAGUUGGGCAGCUUUAUCCCAGAGUCUGAGGAAUUGCUUGGUGUGUGAAUGUGUCCCCCCAUUCCUGCAACUAUUGCAAAGAUAUUUUGAGAAUGGUCCUUGCAGAUCUUGAAGCAGAUGUUCUGCAGAACCUUCCUCCUCCCAUACCCCUUUGUUACUGCUAAUGCAAACGUUGGUGUGCGAGAAAGAAAGUGUGUGAUACGGACCUUCAGUUUGCUAAGUUCUGGUGUAGCUUCCAGCUGCCCAUGGCAUGAAUUCUCCUUUCCUUUGAGCUGUGGCUCUUGUGCUCUGAAAGCCUUGGGCAAGGAGUCGCCAAAGUGCAUUUUCAUCCUAAUGUUUAAAACGUGAUUUGACAAAGCCUCAGCAGCUGCUUAGAAAGGCACCUUUUUCUUACUUGCCUUUUAAGGCUGCUUUCAGGGGGUUGUGUCUCAAACCACAGUUCCUAGCCCUGUCUGAACCAGAGGUUAUUGCGCAUAGGUCUAGCAUAGCAUUGACCCACUUUGCACAUAAUGCUAAGCUUAACCAUGGACUCCCGGAGAAGAGAUUGCAGCCACUUUGCUUGUCAUGUGCUGCUGCUGCUGCAAGCUAAGCCAUGGUUCCCCCCACCCCCCUCCAGACAAGCCAUGAGGUCUAACAAAGCUUUGUCCUUGAGGUUCACAGGCAUAGUCCCUCCUGGUAUGUCCCACUGAGGAACUCCAAACAAAAACAUCUUGGAGGUCCCAGGUCACAGAGAGGUUAGGCUGGCCUCAACCAGAGCCAGGGCUUUUUCGGCUGUGGCUCCGAUCUGGUGGAACACUCUGUCACAAGAGACCAGGGCUCUGUGGGACUUGACAUCUUUCCACAGGGCCUGCAAGACAGAGCUGUUCCACCAGGCCUUUGGCCAGGGCACAGCCUGACUCCCUCCUCUGGCAAUCUUCACAGAACUCUAGCCCAAUGGUUGCCAUCAAUUUGAUUUUAAUUAAUUUUAUAUUGAAAUGAUUUUAGAAUGUUGUAUUAUUUUAUUGUUGCUAGCCGCCCUGAGCCCGGCUUCGGCUGGGGAGGGUGGGAUAGAAAUAAAAAUAUAUUAUUAUUUAUUAUUUAUUAUUAUUAUUAUUAUUAUAGCCCAGCACCCCCCAAAAAAAACUUCCAAAAUUUUAAGGGGUCAAGUCUCCUGACAUGAACUGAGAUGCAAUGCUGAAUCAGUUGGAAAGGGAGAAUAAAAUCCAGAAUGGUGGGUUAACUGGUGUGCUUGAUCCCAUACAUAGAAUGUAGCCAAUAUGGUGCCGGACUAUAAUGGGUAUAGCCUACAGCACUGGAGGCCCCUCUAAGCAAGAACACUCUUUCCAGUGUUUUGUUGCUCAUCUUCCCCUCCCCUACCAUAGGAACACAUGUAGGACCAGAUUUGCUCUUGAUGCUGUGUGUAUUAGCAGUCCUUGGGCUACCAGCAUAAAAAUAAUGAGGGGGAAAUUGCAGAAAUGCAUUCUGCUAUAUGAGUCUUGAAAAGAAACCUGUGUGUUCAUUCCCAACAGCCCGCCAGCAGUUGUGCGUAAGUCUUUGGUGUCAUGAAAAUGCAACGAGACUUUUAUCUGCUUCUGCUUCUUUCCUUUUUUUG
This is a messenger RNA of Podarcis lilfordi (Lilford's wall lizard), 9085 nucleotides long. NCBI's taxonomy places the organism in Eukaryota, Metazoa, Chordata, Lepidosauria, Squamata, Lacertidae. The record is from the annotation of a GenBank genome assembly.